Molecule: messenger RNA, 1771 nt
Organism: Gadus chalcogrammus (walleye pollock)
Lineage: Eukaryota; Metazoa; Chordata; Actinopteri; Gadiformes; Gadidae
Gene: tpbg
Product: trophoblast glycoprotein b
Exons: 1
Coding region: 470-1606 (378 amino acids)
Biological process (GO): negative regulation of canonical Wnt signaling pathway
Cellular component (GO): plasma membrane
Molecular function (GO): protein binding
Source: RefSeq, a predicted model, not a curated record
UAUCCCACUGUCUUGGAACCGGCGUGCAGAACGAGAAGGCACAAACGAUAGCGUCAUGUGGAUUUAAGGCUUGAUUGUUGUUUUUCAUCCUUAGAAAUAAGUUGUCUUGCAACGACAAAAGCUAAACGAAACGCGCAGUUCGUUUUUAAAUGAGACAAUAUUGUGUCUUGGUAUUUAUUUCAAGUUUGGGAUCAGGAAUAGCGUGCUGUAAGUAACUCAAAUAAUUUACCACGUAGCGGUGAUACCAUUCAAGGAAAUGUAGACUUAUAUAGUUAUGGUUUGGGGCCAAUUCUUUGGAUCUAUCCCAUCAAGUUUGAUUCGGAACUGAGGACCACAGCUACGCAGAGUCGGGGGCGAACCGCUGAAAAGUUUCCCGUCUCGGCACGGAUCGAGGUCGUGACUGAGUCGGGUCCAAUCGCAAUUUUUACGUGCGGUAUUCUUAUCAGUUUUGGUCAUCCUUGGAGUCAAAAUGUGUACUACGCGUGUGAAAAGGGGUGGACAGCCCCAGGACGGACCGACACAUCUCGGUCUGAUUCGUGUGCUGUUUUUCUUCGCCGUGGUGUCGACCUGUGAAGGUUGCCCAGACAUGUGUUUGUGCGCCACACAGACUGUUAAAUGCCAAAAUCGGGACUUGGACUCAAUUCCACAACCAUUACCAGACAAUACUAAAUCCUUGUUUGUUACAGGAAACAACAUUACUAACCUCGGCGUGGAGUCGUUUCCUACCCGCCUUGAGCUGUUAACAGAUCUCUAUCUUAAUGGGAACGAGAUAAAAUCUGUGGAUUCAACGGUGUUUGACAAUUUGCCAAACCUUUUAAGGCUGGAUUUAACCAACAACAAAAUCCUGCACUUUAGCGCUAGAGCUUUCCCUGUAAACAAUACAUUGCAAGUCCUAAACCUCAGCAGUGCUUUCCACAACCGCUCCUCCCUGGAUGUACUCCUGAGUGUCCUGCAGAGUGGAAUCCUCUCACAGCUCACCAGCCUGGACCUGUCCAACAAUGACUUUGUCAUCUUCCCGGGGGGCAUAUUCACCAGCCUCCCCAAGAUGACUACCCUGAGCCUGCGAAAUGGCUCCCUCAUAGCUGUUCUGAACGGAACCCUCACUGGCCCCCCACUACGGGACCUGGACCUGAGGGACAACAGUUUGAGGGAGCUCCCCAACACCACCCUGGCAGAAUUCAGCCUCAAGCCCGGCCUACGAGUUCUCCUAGCGGGCAACCCCUGGCGCUGUGACUGCUUCCUGGAGGACCUGGUGGAGUGGCUGAAGGACUCGGAGCUAGUGACUGACCGGCAGAACCUCACCUGCGUGGACCCGGCCAACAUGAAGCACGUGCCUCUACUGAAGCUUGACGCUUCGCGGCUAGAGUGCAACUUUUCGGGCGACAUGAAGGGGGUCCUGGAGACGUCCUACGUGUUCUUGGGUCUGGUGCUGGCCCUAAUCGGGGUCAUCUUCUUGCUGGUGCUCUACCUAAACCGCAAGGGCAUCAAGCGGUGGAUGUACAACAUCCGUGACGCGUGCCGGGACCACAUGGAGGGCUACCACUACCGGUACGAGAUCAACUCGGACCCUCGACUAGCCAAUCUCAGCAUCAACUCUGAUGUUUAAGGGAGGUGGGGACACUGUCUUUGAUGCCCUGCAGUGAGCGAAAGGCAAUAUGUUAUUAUGGUCUGCAUGAGAGGGUGCUUGCUCUUGCUUCUCUUACUCCCUGUGGAAAUAACAGAAAACAAUUGUCUGCCAUGAUGGCGCCUUAAUCCCACCCCAAUAAAGAAG